This is a messenger RNA of Pseudogymnoascus verrucosus, 2217 nucleotides long. RefSeq lists its product as uncharacterized. Gene Ontology annotation, molecular function: monooxygenase activity; heme binding; oxidoreductase activity, acting on paired donors, with incorporation or reduction of molecular oxygen. The record is from RefSeq and is a predicted model, not a curated record. NCBI's taxonomy places the organism in Eukaryota, Fungi, Ascomycota, Leotiomycetes, Thelebolales, Thelebolaceae. The coding region runs from base 341 to 2023 and encodes 560 amino acids. The transcript is spliced from 3 exons.
UGACGGCCAUGCCCACCUUCUUGCUUCGUGAGGGCUUCGGCCUGUCUUCAGCAUCAGUCGCUGUGUGAUAUCGCUUUUACUCCGCGACAUUGCGGUGUGUUGUGGUGUCAGGUGGCCUUGGCGGCCGUUCCUUCUCUGUACUACUUGUACAAGGCUUUUUGACUCGGAAGGGUUGCCUCGGUUUUUCUUUCCCGUGCCCACUCGCGUGUGGCAUCAUCCUCCAUCUCCCGUUAUUCUUAUAAAGCUUUGAGGUUUAAGUUUCACAUUUCUCAUUAUUAUCAAUACAACCAACAUCACCCACAAGGUCACACAGACGGUACAGCAAUUGGAAGCACUUAAAAUGGUCUCUAAAUACACGCUAUUUGCUGUAGUGGCAGCUGUAGUGUCAUAUUUGGUUGGGAACGGUGUCAUAACUCCGCCAUGGUAUCUUGCAUUUGGAUAUGUAGGAAUCUUUAUCGAAGGAUUCCUGGUACAGUUUACAGUCUGGGCUUUCUACAGCGUAUUGUUGAAGCAUAGGCUGAGCCCAUUGAGGCACCUGCCCGGCCCAAAGGAUAACGGUUUAUUCAUGGGACAAUGGGACAAUAUGGUUGGAGAACAAUUGGGCGGUCCACAGCGAACAUGGGCUAGAACAAUCCCCAACGAUGGCAUUAUUCGUUUCUUGGGCAUCUUCAACAAGGAGCGCCUCUUAAUCACCUCUCCUAAGGCCCUCUCCGAGGUCCUCACUACUAAGUCCUAUGAUUUCAUAAAGCCUUACGAGUUCUCCGUAGGUAUUGGGCGUCUACUCGGCAUCGGUGUGCUUCUGGCCGAAGGCGAUGAGCACAAGUUUCAACGCAAGAACUUGAUGCCCGCGUUCGCUUUUCGCCACGUUAAAAGCCUCUUUCCGAUCUUCUGGUCCAAGUCGGUCGAGGUUGUGUUUGCCAUAGACAACGAGAUCAAAAACACCGCCGGCGCCCCUCCUUCAGAAGCUGCUAUCGACGCGGGAAUCAGCCGAGACGUCAAGGUAAACAGCGAUCAGGCUAUCGUCUCCGUCGGGCAGUGGUUCAACCGAGCGACCCUAGACAUCAUUGGGCUCGCCGGAAUGGGACAGGACUUUAAUGCUAUCGCCGACCCCACCGGAGACCUGUAUCAAGCAUACGUCAGGACGUUCCGGCCUUCUCGCGAGGCUUUUGCUCUGCAAAUCUUGUCCUUAUUUAUCUCCCACGCCAUCAUUAGGCAUUUACCCUUCAAGCACAACAGGGAAGUGAACAAAUCCGUCAAAAUAAUUCGCGACAUCUCCCGAGACCUCAUCAUCAAGAAGAAGGAACGCCUCGCGAAAGGCUUAGAAGCAGACAAGGACAUCCUCAGCGUGGCUCUCGAGUCCGGAGCCUUUACUGACGACCAACUCGUCGACCAGGUCAUGACCUUCCUCGCCGCCGGUCAUGAAACAACUGCUACAGCAAUGAUUUGGGCCAUCUACCUACUCGGCCUACACCCAGCCAUACAGACGCGUCUGCGCGCCGAAGUCCGCGCCAGCCUCCCAAGCCCCGACUCUGGCGACUCCAUCACAGCGGCGGACAUCGAGCGGCUGCCCUACCUAAACGCCGUGUGCGCGGAAGUCCUGCGGCACCACUCCCCCGUGCCGAUGACGCUGCGGGAGGCCAACGUCAACACUUCGAUCCAGGGGGUUCCCGUCCCCAAGGGCACGAUGCUGUACCUGGUGCCGUGGGCGACGAACCGCGACCCGAAGCUCUGGGGCCCGGAUGUGGAUGAGUUCGAGCCGGAGCGCUGGCUGCGGGACGCGAGUGGGGGUGCGGAGACGAACUAUGCGUUCCUGACGUUCAUACAUGGGCCGCGCAGUUGCAUUGGAGAGAAGUUUGCGAGAGGCGAGUUUGCGUGUUUGGUGGCGGCUUUUGUGGGGAGGUUUGAGUUUGAGUUGGCGGAUCCCAGGAUGGAGGAUGAGAGGACGAUUCCGAUUAAGAGGGGGGCUACGAGCAAGCCGGAGAAUGGGCUGUGGAUUAAGACGAGGAAGGUGGAGGGGUGGUAGGGUGGUAGGUGAUAGGAUGAUAAGAUGAUAGGAUGGUUUAUGAAGAUGGGAUGAAAAAGCGGAAUGAAUGAGCGAGGUUUAUAUACUUCCGGAGAGGGUGUUCUUGCUAAAGUGACAGACGCACAAUAGUCAAGGAGUAUGUAUGUACUGUACAUACACGACGAGAAGUACUAUGAGUAUAAUGUUAGUCAUCC